Messenger RNA from Saccharomycopsis crataegensis, 1521 nucleotides. RefSeq lists its product as uncharacterized. The coding region runs from base 1 to 1521 and encodes 506 amino acids. The record is from RefSeq and is a predicted model, not a curated record. NCBI's taxonomy places the organism in Eukaryota, Fungi, Ascomycota, Saccharomycetes, Ascoideales, Saccharomycopsidaceae. The transcript has a single exon.
AUGAAGAAUAAUAUAUCAGUACACCUACGACACUACAGUCUACGAACCCACAUCAAAUACAUCCAGAAUGAGGUUUCCAAAGACAUUUCUCAGUCGUUGAACUUGUUAAGUCCCGAGCCUCCAUCAAAGGACAAUCCUCCAGAGCAGCAACAAUUGUUGGCCACCCGAAAGCAGAUCUCUCGGAUCAUUGGGAAGAAUGCCAAAGAAAUCAAAAAUCAACAGUCAAAAUUCAUCAACACCCAUUUCGGGAAUAUCGCCAACAGUUUGCACUCGGUGACCUCCACCACCGCCUCCCCACGGUACCAGUACCAUGACUUGCCUGGGGUCCAGUUGAACUCAGUGAUCAAACGAACCAAUUCCCAAGCAGAGUUGGUGAAAGUGUUUGAGAUGUUGUACGACCAUGGUAAAGUUACCAGGACCGCAUUGAUCAAUAUCCUUUUGAAUAAAUCCUUGGUGGAUCAAGUGUCGAUAAACACGGUAUUGACUAAGAUCAUGACGUCAGGAAAUGGCAAAAACGACGUAUUUAAACACUGGAAUAAAGCGGAUUUCAUCAGUUUGCAAGUGGCCCUCACUCAAAAAUUCUUUUCAUUGAAGAAGAUGCACCAUGUGAACAGCUUGGUCAAACUAAACUUCGAUGCCAAUUGGUUGGACUUCUUGGUGAAUCAAAAAAGAAUGAAUAAUAAUAAUAAUAAUAAUAAUAAUAAUAAUAAUAAUAAUAAUAAUAAUAAUAAUAAUAAUAAUAAUAAUAAUAAUAAUAAUAAUAAUAAUAAUAAUAAUAAUAAUAAUAAUAAUAAUAAUAACAAUAAUAAAGAAGUGCUUCCUUCACUGAUUGAGAGGUCCAUUUGGAGAAUCUUUUUCAUGUUUGUUAGAGAUUACGAGACAUUACAGAGAGUGCUUGACAAAUUGGAAACUAGUUCAUUAUACUUGAUCCUUGAAGCAGUACCCAAGCACCAUUUGCCAGAACAGAAACCAUUAAUUGAUGCAGUGAUCUCGAGGAUUGUUGCUGCUGAAGAUCUUUCGAAUCAUCAAGUAUUUUUCAAUAAGUUCCUCCAACACGAUUGGAUCAUGGCCACGAACUACUUUCAUGACAUCAAGCGGAUCUCCAUCAUUUCCAAACUUUAUCAGAACCAUAUUUUGGACAGUACUGUCAAGUCGCAGCGGAGUCAAGACCAAACUGCACCGAAAGUUUUCAGUCUUUCCAGUCCGUUAUCCCUGUUAUUAUUCUCCACCGUUGAUCAAGAAAAGCGAUUACAGAACGCAAGAUUGAUAGAAGGGGCGGAAGAGUUUGUCGAACACGGUACUCCCGAAAAAAUGGAGUUGCUGAAACAAAAUAAAGUAUUGGUGAUGGAGAUAAUGGGGUUUCUUAGUGGACUAAAACAGGAUGAAAUGAUAAACAACGGCCAUUGGCAGGAGAUUUCCGAGCUAGAACAGGCGGUGGUAGAAAUCACGAAGGAAGAUUUGCCAGGAGAGGACCCUAGGAAUUGGUAUAGUUCUUUCCAGGAGAUCUUGAAGAUCGUCUGA